Messenger RNA from Folsomia candida, 1628 nucleotides. RefSeq lists its product as uncharacterized. The coding region runs from base 175 to 1494 and encodes 439 amino acids. NCBI's taxonomy places the organism in Eukaryota, Metazoa, Arthropoda, Collembola, Entomobryomorpha, Isotomidae. The transcript is spliced from 5 exons. The record is from RefSeq and is a predicted model, not a curated record.
ACGCCCAGAUCCUCAAGGGAAGAAGAUUCCCUUCAACAAUCCCUAGCUCAUUCUCAGUUCAGAGCUCGAGCCCUCUGCACGCACAGUUUGAUCACUUGGUGCUUUCCUGAAAUUGUGUCAACUUGCAUUUCCCAGUCUUAAUUUUCGACGAGGGGCAGCUCCCAAGGAGGAAAAAUGGAACGACUUCCCACCACUUCAAUUAGUAAUUCAAAGCCUGAACAAUCCAAUUCCAAAUUCAAACUCGCCCCUGGAGAACAACUAAUUGUUUGUCCGUACGACAUGUCGCAUCAAGUCACGAAUCUUCGAUUGGCUAUCCAUCUUAAAAAAUGUCGUCACAAUUACGAAAACAAGAUGCGAGAUAGUGGCGAGGCGCUGCAAAUUGUGGCUUGCAAAUUCAACUGGGGACAUCACGUUCCGCUGCCGGAAUUAUUCCAUCACGAGCGAGUCUGUCCUGACCGGUAUUCAGUGAUUACACACAUCAUGGAAUUUUCUAAUUCGUAUCCUGCACCGCUGCCCUCGCACUUGCGACAGUUUUCGUCCGUAAUAUACCGAAGUCGUGGCGUCCCCCGUGAGGAUUUGGAAACCUUGUCACCCGCCGCAGCCUGCCCGGAUGAAAAUCAGAGCGAAGCAUCUUCCGCUAUAUGGCCACCAUCGGUAGCCUCGAAGGACUCCAAUAGUCGAUCAUCGAAAGCUUCCACGAAUGACCUGAUCCCAGCGUGGGCGAAGACGAUUAAGAAGAGGGAGCUCUUUGCCCCCAUCACACGCUCUCUGAAGUCAUUCCCAACUGGGAAAUCGAUCGUGGUCAAGGCAAAGACUGGAGACGGUGUCUGCAAUGUUUUGAACGUCGUGGAUAUUGACGCCGCCUUCAAAACGACGAUUUCCUCCGGGCCGUCUGUGCUAGGCGAUAAGAGCAAUGGUGCUUUGAAGAAAUCCCAGUUAUUGGGGGAUAUGGGUUCCAUUUGCUCAAGUAAUUACUCCACACUCACCGGAAGUAGGUGCAGUUCCAUAUCAACCCGGAUCUCCAGCACGCAGAAGGAGCGUCAGGAAAGGGUGAGGGCGAGAGCUUAUGACGAAAAGGGCCAAGAUCAGAGAGACUACGCCUGGGAAUUUGAACCCCCCGUCACCCCGUUCAACCUCGCAACCAGGUUUGAAAAUGGGUUAUCGCUCAAAUAUCCCAUGGGCCUCAACAAGUCGGAGCGGAAAGCCUGGAGGAAUGAGAAUGUCCAAAAGGUGCGCACCUUGCACGGAGGAAGUUUGCUUAACGUCGUACCGGCGCCAUGUCCCGACCCUGUGGCGAAUCAAGGUUACCUUCUCAACUACAAUAAUUCCCUUUUCGGCAGUGACACGUCGGACACGUCGUCCUCCUUGGACAUGAGCGAGGCGACUUGGGAAGACGAGGACUGGAAGACUUCGGAGAUGAGCGACACGGAGACCGACGAAUUGGAUACCUGCGACAUGAAGGACAUGGGCGAUUUCGCAUAUUAUUUUAAGUAAAAGGUAGAUAUUCUGAUUCAAUAGAGUGACUUGUUGUAGAAAUGAAUUGUUUGUUCCACUCUUGAUUUUAUGACGAAUACGAACAAUGACAAUAAAUUAUGGAUUUUCGUUACUAUUCUAAUAUCCGAGUUAUA